AUGUUGUCCAGAGAGCAGUUGACAGACCUGCAUGAGAAUUUCCCGACCAUCAGUGAGAGCGGAAGCGGAUUCAUUCCUCGGAGUGAUGUGCAGACGGCGCUUAAGGUCCUCGGUAUUGACGUUCCCGGAUAUAAGGUCAGUUUGUGGUCUGGGAGAGCUCUUGCAUGACAUCAGUGACGACAAAGGCAGCCACUUGACAAGAAGAUAUUGUUUGCAAAAGAGUCUGACAAACGGAUUGCUGAUUACAGAUGCGCGAACUGCUUGACCAACACUUUGGAAACGAGGGACAAAUCGAUGCGGACAAGUUCGGGAAGCUCUACGAAUCACUUGAUGCACAGAGAAAUGAGGAGGCAAAUCGAUGGAAGCAACAGACAAAGUGAGCGUCUGAGUGCGCCAGACCAGCAGCCAACUGAUCGUUUUCAGACAAGUCAGCGGAGCCUAUCAAGUGCACAGUGCUAAGCAGGAGAAUGCCCACCACACCAUCCGCGUCGAAGAAGAAGUAGCCUUUUCCAACUGGAUCAACAGCAACCUGUCAGAUGAUGUGGAUUUGAAACGAUUGUUGCCGGUGAAUCCAAAAGGAGGAGAGCUGUAUUCGAAAGUACAAGACGGUCUCGUCAUAUGUAAACUCAUCAAUUUGGCCGUUCCGGGGACAAUCGACGAGAGAGCGAUCAACAAAAAGAACCUGAACACUUACACGAAACUUGAGAACUUGACUUUGGCUCUGAUGUCUUCUCAGGCCAUCGGAUGCAACAUUAUAAGCAUUGACAGCAUCGAUUUGAGCAAAGGAACUGCUCAUCUGGUGCUCGGACUCCUCUGGCAAAUCAUUCGGAUUGGACUCUUCAAUCAGAUCGAUUUGCAGCAUUGUCCCGGACUUUUUCGUCUUUUGAGAGACGGAGAGACACUGGAAGACUUGCGAAGACUUUCUCCAGAGGAAAUCCUUAUGCGAUGGGUCAAUUAUCAUCUGGAGAGAGCUGGAACUCAACGACGACUUCACAAUUUCACUUCGGAUAUUGUCGAUUCUGAGAUCUACACCCAUUUGCUCCAUCAGAUUGGUCCAGUCGGAAGCGGUGUGACACUGUCCCCUUUGGGAGUCCAGGGAAACAUUCCACGUGCCGGAGCUAUGCUCGACGAGGCCGAGAAGCUCGAUUGCCGUGAAUUUGUGACUCCAACGGACGUCGCCGCUGGGAACUACAAACUAAACUUGGCGUUCGUGGCAAAUCUCUUCAACAAACAUCCGAACCUUCCUGGUCCGGGAGCAGAUGAGAUCGGUACGUGUUUCUUUGAAAAAAAGAGAUUCUAACGCCCUUUGGAGGUUUUUCAGUGGAAGAUGUCAUCGAAGAAACACGCGAGGAGAAGACGUACAGGAACUGGAUGAACUCGAUGGGAGUGGAUCCACACGUAAACUGGCUCUAUGCCGAUCUUCAGAACGGAGUCGUUAUCUUCCAGGUUUGACCUUUGCAGACAAUGUUUUGCGAAUCAUCUCAAAAUUUGCAGCUCUACGAUAUUAUUCGACCGGGAAUGGUGACGUGGAAGCGAGUUGUGAGGACCUUCCACAAACUGCGUGGAAUGAUGGAUCAGAUCCAGAAUUGCAAUUACGCAAUCGAACUCGGAAAGCAGCUCAGGUUUUCGUUAGUCGGAAUUCAAGGAAAGGACAUUUACGACGGAUGCAAGACGCUCAUUCUGGCUCUCGUUUGGCAGCUCAUGCGUGCGUACACUCUUUCCGUCCUCGCUCAAUGCACUCAGAGCGGAGAUUCCCUUCCGGCCGACAAGGAUAUCGUCGUGUGGGUCAAUCAAAAGCUGUCGACCUCCGGAAAGUCUUCAUCGAUCCGUUCGUUCCAAGACUCGGCCAUCUCCGACGGACGAGUCGUUCUCGAUCUCAUCGACGCCAUCAAACCGAAUGUGAUUGAUCACAGUCUGAUCAAGACAGGCGGAAGCAACGAAGAUAAAAUGUCGAAUGCCAAGUACGCGAUCACCUGCGGAAGAAAGAUCGGAGCCAAGAUCUAUGCCCUUCCCGAAGAUAUUGUUGAAGUGAGUCAUGCAGAGUCUUCCAUUCGACUCACGUAAUUCUUUCAGGUGAAACAGAAGAUGGUUCUGACGGUGUUUGCCUGUUUGAUGGCUCGCGACUACAUGCCCGAUAUGAAAGAGGCUACUGCUCCAAUCGCUCCGAUUCUGAAUGGCCACUAA
Caenorhabditis sp. 36 PRJEB53466 is the source of this 2184-nucleotide messenger RNA. The record is from the annotation of a GenBank genome assembly. NCBI's taxonomy places the organism in Eukaryota, Metazoa, Nematoda, Chromadorea, Rhabditida, Rhabditidae.